CGGCGCGCGCGCGGGAUGUGAGGCGGGGCGGGCCGCAGCGCUCGCACCUCGGGGCGGCCGCCAGUCGCGGGGCCGGCGGGGCGCGCGCCACCAUGAAGAAGUUCUCGCGGAUGCCCCGCUCCGAGGGCGGCGGCGGCGGCGGCGGCGGUGGCGGCGGCGGCGGCACGGCGGGCGGCGGCGGCGGCGGCGGCGCGGCGGGCGGCGGCGGGGUCGGCGUGGGCUCCGGCGGCUCGUCCGUGGGGGUCCGGGUGUUCGCCGUGGGCCGCCACCAGGUCACGCUGGAGGAGUCGCUGGCCGAAGGUGGAUUCUCCACAGUUUUCCUGGUGCGGACUCAUGGUGGAAUGCGUCAUGCAUUGAAGCGGAUGUAUGUCAAUAAUGUGACAGACCUCAAUAUUUGUAAAAGAGAAAUUACAAUUAUGAAAGAACUGUCUGGUCACAAAAAUAUUGUGGGUUAUUUGGACUGUGCUAUUAAUUCAAUUGGUGAUAAUGUUUGGGAAGUGCUUAUCUUAAUGGAAUAUUGUCGAGCUGGGCAGGUUGUGAAUCAGAUGAACAAGAAGCUGCAGACAGGUUUUACCGAAGCAGAAGUGUUACAGAUAUUCUGUGAUACCUGUGAAGCUGUCGCAAGAUUGCAUCAGUGUAAGACCCCAAUAAUACACCGAGACCUGAAGGUAGAAAAUAUUUUGUUGAAUGAUGGCGGAAACUAUGUACUUUGUGACUUUGGCAGUGCCACUAAUAAAUUUCUUAACCCUCAAAAAGAUGGAGUAAAUAUAGUAGAAGAAGAAAUUAAGAAAUAUACAACUCUGUCAUACAGAGCUCCUGAAAUGAUCAACCUUUAUGGAGGGAAAUGCAUCACCACUAAGGCAGAUAUCUGGGCACUGGGAUGCUUGCUAUACAAACUUUGUUUCUUCACUCUUCCUUUCGGUGAGAGUCAGGUUGCUAUAUGUGACGGCAGCUUUACCAUCCCAAACAAUUCUCGUUACUCCCAUAACAUGCACUGUUUAAUAAGGUUUAUGCUAGAGCCAGAUCCAGAGCAAAGACCUGAUAUAUUUCAAGUGUCCUAUUUUGCAUUUAAGUUUGCCAAAAAGGAUUGUCCAAUAUCCAACAUAAAUAAUUCUUCUAUACCUUCAACUCUUCCUGAACCCAUGACUGCCAGUGAAGCAGCUGCUAGGAAAAACCAAAUAAAAACCAGAAUAACAGAUACCAUUGGACCAACAGAGACCUCAAUUGCACCAAGACAAAGACCAAAGGCCAACUCUAAUCCUUCUGCCCCCAGCGUGCUGACCAUCCAGAAUUCAGCAACGCCUGUUAAAGUCCCUGUUCCUGGUGAAUUUGAUAACCACAGACCAAAAGGACCUCUGCGACCUGGAAAUGGCCCUGAGUUUCUGUUGGGUCAGGGGCAGCCUCAGCAGCCUCCACAGCAACACAGAGUACUUCAGCAGCUACAGCAGGGAGACUGGAGAUUACAGCAGCUACAUUUACAGCCUCCUCAUCCACACCAGCAGCACCCGCUACUUCAGGAUGCGUAUAUACAGCAGUACCAACAUGUAAUUCAGCAGCAACAGAUACUACAACAACAGUUUUUAAUACAUUCAAGGUAUCAGUCACAGCCUUCUCCAGCACAGUAUCCUACAAUGAUGCAGCAGUAUCAGCAGGCUUUCCUGCAGCAGCAGUUGCUAGCUCACCAGCAGCAGUCGCAGCAGCAGCAGCAGCAGCAGCAGCAGCAGCAGCAACAGCAGCAGCAGCAGCAGCAGCAGCAGACGUCACCUGAAUAUCUUACCUCCCCUCAGGAGUUCUCGCCAGCUUUAGUUUCAUACUCUUCAUCACAUCCAGCUCAGGGAACCAUACUGGACUCCUCUUAUAGUGCCAACAGAUCAAUUCCUGAUAAAGAGACAGUUGCAAAUAUAACAAAUCAGAAGAAUAUCAGUAAUCCACCUGAUAUGUCAAGGUGGAAUCCUUUUGGCGAGGAUAAUUUCUCCAAGUUAACAGAAGAGGAACUAUUGGACAGAGAAUUUGACCGUCUAAGAUCAAACAGACUGGAGGAGAGAGCAUCCUCAGAUAAGAAUGUAGACCCACUUUCUGCUCUACAUAACCAUCCUCCAGAAGAUCCUUUUGGUUCUGUUCCUUUCAUUUCUCACUCAGGUUCUCCCGAAAAGAGCGUUGAGUCCGUGAAUCCAGAUACCACUGCAAACCCUAUCAAGAACAGAAAAGCAAGUCCAGUCCCUAAAGAUCCCCGGGCGGGAAAGAAAGCGGCAGAAAACUCAUCGGUCCAGGGCCAGGUGCCCAAGAGGAGCGAGGAAUCCGAGAGCGACUUCGAGUCCGAUCCCCCUUCUCCCAAGAGCAGUGAAGAGGAGGAGCAAGAGGAUGAGGAAGUUCUCCAGGGGGAACACGGAGACUUCAACGAUGACGACACGGAGCCCGAGAACCUGGGCCAUCGGCCCCUCCUCAUGGAUUCCGAGGACGAGGAGGAGGAGGAGAAGCAGAGCUCGGACUCGGAUUACGAACAGGCCAAAGCCAAGUACGGGGAGCGGGGUCCCGCAUACGGCGGCGGGCCGACCCCGGCCCUACUCGCCCCGACCCACGCGUCCCCCGAGCCCCCGCGGCAGGAGUGCGACGUCUUCGGCGCCGUCCCCUUCCUCGCGGUGCAGGGCCCGCAGUCCCCGCCGGGAGAGCCCGACCGGACCCCGGGCCGCCAGCCCCGGCCGGAGCAGGAGGAGUUCGAUGUCUUCAGCCAGGCGCCCUUCAGCAAGAAGGUGACCGUGGCCGCCGGCCCCCCGGGCGUGGACGUCUUCGGCUGCACCCCGUUCCAGCCCGUGCCCGCGCCCGCGGGGGCCCGCGAGGACCUGUUCGGGCUGGUGCCCUUCGAGGAGAUCGCGGGCGGCGCCCCGCAGCAGCAGCAGCAGCAGCACCGGGCCCGGCAGCGCGGCCUGCAGAAGCUGUCCUCCCGCCAGCGGCGCGCCAAGCCCGACGCGGCCAAGGGCAACGGGAAGCGCCACCACGGCACCCCGACGGGCGCCAAGAAGGCGGCCAAGCCCACCUACCGCACCCCCGAGCGCGCCCGCCGGCACAAGAAGGUGGGCCGCCGGGACUCGCAGAGCAGCAACGAGUUCCUGACCAUCUCCGACUCCAAGGAGAACAUCAGCGUGGCGCUGCCCGACGGCAAGGAGCGGGCCGGGGGCCUGCCGCCGCCCGAGGAGGGCCUGCUGGACGCCUUCGGGGCCAAGCCCUUCCCCGCCCCGGACCUGCCCUGGCACCCGCCGCACGCGAGCCUCGGCGACCUCCGCGCCGAGCACGCGCCGGGCCUGCCCGGGCGGCCGCGGCCCCACGCGCUGCUCGGGCCCUUCCACGGCCCGGCCGACGCGCUGAAGACGGACGAUUUCGGGGCGGUGCCCUUCACGGAACUCGUGGUGCAGAGCAUCGCUUCCCACCAGUCGCCGCCGUCCCAGGCCGUGGAAUUGGACCCCUUUGGUGCUGCUCCAUUUCCUUCCAAACAGUAGCUUCUCCCGAGGGACCUCUUGGCAUUUUGAACCUCCUGUUCCCAAAAAACAAAAAAAAAAAAACAUAUGGUCAGUUUUUUUGCAAUCUGAAGGCGUUCAUAGCAGGUCGGUCAGAAUAGGUGAUUUCCACAAUAAACCAAAUAGAAAUACCUUCACAGUGGAGUAGUGACUCGAUGCCUCCGCCAAGCAGGAGAGAACAGGGAGCCGAACCCCGCCAGCCGCGAGUUUCAGCUACUGAAACAGACAACCCAGGGAAAAGGGGGCACUUUUCCAGCUGUGCCACUAUUCGAGGGAAUUAGGUAGAAUAAGAGUGUCACUUGCAUGUGUGUGAUUCCAGGUCCAUUCCAGAACCCAGCAAUUGAAAAUUAAGCCUACUUUGUACAUACACAGGUUACAUUUGUGAAUAUUUUAAACUUCUCCUAAUUUCACACAGUGAAAGAAAAAAUAAAAUCUAGUACUCAUAAAGAAUUACGCUAUUAUCUGGACAGUGCAGAGAUUUUAGUCCUUUAAUCUCUACAAAGCACAGCCAGAAGUAACUGACUAUUGUGCCUAAAACUCUUGCUUCAUUUGAAAACAAGUGCCAUUAAAUAGCGAAGACCUACUGUAGAAGUCUA
Molecule: messenger RNA, 4108 nt
Organism: Sorex fumeus (smoky shrew)
Lineage: Eukaryota; Metazoa; Chordata; Mammalia; Eulipotyphla; Soricidae
Gene: BMP2K
Product: BMP2 inducible kinase
Exons: 16
Coding region: 93-3494 (1133 amino acids)
Biological process (GO): protein phosphorylation
Molecular function (GO): protein kinase activity; ATP binding
Source: RefSeq, a predicted model, not a curated record